Molecule: messenger RNA, 3273 nt
Organism: Notothenia coriiceps (black rockcod)
Lineage: Eukaryota; Metazoa; Chordata; Actinopteri; Perciformes; Nototheniidae
Source: RefSeq, a predicted model, not a curated record
AUGGGCAUAAAGAAGACCACCAAACUCAAGCCCUUACCAAAAGCAACUAUACAAGCAAGGAUCAACAAGAAACUCCCCCCUAAGCCUGAUAACAAGAGAAGUGGGAACGUGUCAGCGAGUGAGGAGGACACUGAAAGUGAUACAGAAGACUCAGCGGAGGUCACUGAAGAGGAAAUUAGUAACGAUGAGAAAGAGGAGGAGCAGGGAAGUAACGAAGAGCCAUCUGAGACGCAUGGAAGUGAGGACAGCAUUGAGGAGGAGGCUGAGGCGUUAGAUACUCAAAGAAAUAAAGACCGGACAGAGACCAAAGAAUCGGACAAAGAUCUUUCAAGUGAACCGGCCACAUCCAGCGAAGAAGAAGAGGAGAGUGAGAAGGAAGUUAAAGUAUGUCCAAAGGCUAUCCAUGAUGAGAGCGAGGAAGACGAGAUAACCCAUGAGGACAAGUCUGAAAAGCCAACAGCUGAUAAAGGCGGCAGACGACGCAGACAGACUCCACAUCCCUCGAAGCUUGCUCAAGGACCGAAAAACAAGAUGGACAAAAAAACCAAGGCAGAUAAGCAGGCGGAAAAGGCGGAGAAACAGAGAGCCAAAGCAGAGAAGAAGAGGUUAGAAAAGGAAGCCAAACAAAAAGCUAAGGAAGAAAAAAAGAAAAAGACUAAAACACAGAAAGAGGAAAAACCCAGUUCUGCAACGGAGGAGAUCGAAUCACCAAAAGGUAAAAGAAAAAGUACUCAUGAGAAAGAUGUUCCUGAAGAAACUGACCCAGAUGAGGAAGAGGAGGAGGAGGCUGAAUUGACCAAAGCCAUCAAAGGCCAAAACCGAAUGAUGCUUCUCAAAGAUAAAGGUAAAGACCUCAAGAACAUUCUGAAGGUGGAAGAACAGCAGGACGCUGUCGUCAAAGGGCUUCCACAGAGCUUGCUCUUGGGCAAAGUCAAGAUGUCAUCUCUCCAGCACAAAGCAAAUAAGAUGUUAUCCAAACCGGAAGAGGAUUCAUCAGAGAGUGAGGCCAUUGAUGUGGGGUCCAGCCGACCCAUGGAACGUUUGAUAGCACAAAGAAAAGGUAUGAACACUCUUCACCGAAUGUCUGGUUGGCUUCAGAAAAACAUGCCCCGGGGGUUAAACAUGAAAAAGAAGCUUUCCGCUUGGACUAAAGCCAUCGGUUUUUCCCAUUGGCUAUCCUUUCGGACCAUAAAACAGAAGCAAGGGCCCAGAAAAGCUAAGGGCAAUAUUCUCAAACAUAGGAUGGCCAUGAGAGUUGCCAGUAAAACCAGCCUGGCCAGUCAGAAAAAAAAGAGUUCCUCUGUGGACAAAAUGGGUAAAGAGAGUUCCAACCUCGUGGAAAAUGCAGGGGACGGAGGGGAGGAUGCGGUCCUACCUGGGGAGACAGAAGUAGAAGCCAAAUACGCGGUGGUAUUCCCCAGGAUGAACAAACUGGGCAAGGCAAAGACAGCCAACGUGCCCCAGGCAGCUGCUGGACACGCUACUGCCUCAAGUGCCACUGGACCACCAGGGGAACCCACUACAUCACAGCCAAAAACCCCAAAACCAGGUGCCAGGCUGGUGCUCCCUGUUAAACCAGAUCUCAGCCUCCUGAAGUCCAUCAAGAAGACCUUGCCAGGAGCGUUACUGGCAGGUACAGAUGUGUCAGAGAGGAGCCCUUGGUCCAGUGGUGCACCGGAGGCAUCAUCCAACACUGAGGAUAGAAACAGGAGAGCAGUCCUAGACAAUCAAGACGGAGUGAAUGUGCUACAGGCUGCAAGAGGAAAACUGGACCCCUCCAAGAUCAACCUGACUAAGAUGUCCUUGUCAGGGGGAACAAUCAAUGGUGGUCUGACUCGGGUCAAGGGGCAAAACCCAGAGAGAGAAGCUGCAGCUGGGAUUCCCAGGUCCACCACUCAAUUUCAAAAUGGGGAGGCAGGUGCUGUGAUAUCAGGUGUCCGGUCCUUGUAUGAAGAAGAGGCAGACAGGGAAGUGGCCCAGCUGAUGGGUGAGGGUGGUAUAUAUACGACCGCCCAAUCAGAGGUGCACUGGGCAGGUAACCCGCGGAUGAGUGGGGACCCUCAGGAUUGGCUGCGUGCUGAGAACCUGUUGCCCCACCAAACAGUGGAGAAGCUAACCAAAUGGACAGUUUAUGAUGAUAUGGGCCAGGCCAGGACCGUCCCUGCUCACAAUGGCAGGGGCCCCUGGGAAUCAGAGGACCCCACCCAGGACAUGCUGGAGAGUCGAUUGAACAACACACAGGACGAACGUGAGAUAAGAGAGACGGUGAAGAGGGAACAGGACGAGGCCUACCGCGUGUCUUUAGAAGCCGACCGUAAAAAGAGAGAGGCCCAAGAGAGAGAAGAGGCGGAGCAGAAUCGCCUGGAGCGGAAAAGAAAGGAACAGGAGGACGAGAAGGAGAAGAGCCCUGAGGCCCGGAGAGGGGCCUUUCUGAUCCCCUACUUUUUGACCUUGGUGUUUGCUGGGAUACCUCUCUUCUUCCUGGAGACGUCUCUUGGACAGUUCACCUCAGUGGGAGGAAUGGGAGUUUGGAAACUAGUCCCUAUGAUGAAAGGUGUUGGUAUAGCUUCAGUGGUUCUGGCCUUCUGGCUCAACAUCUACUAUAUUGUCAUCAUCGCCUGGGCACUCUACUACUUAUUCAACUCCUUUGGUUCGGAGCUGCCUUGGCAAAGUUGUGAUAACCCUUGGAACACAGAAAAAUGUUUUUGCAACUACAGCCUGACAGACACCACCAACCUGACCAGUGCUGUCACCGAGUUCUGGGAGCGUAACAUGCACCAGUUGUCCAGUGGGCUGGAGGAGCCAGGAGAGCUGCGCUGGCCCUUAGUGGGCACCCUUGGGCUGGCCUGGAUCCUGGUCUACUUCUCAAUCUGGAAAGGAGUGGAGUGGACAGGAAAGGUUGUGUACUUCUCAGCCACCUAUCCCUACAUCAUGCUGAUCAUCCUGUUCUUCCGUGGGGUCACUCUGCCUGGAGCCAUAGAUGGGAUCCGCUUCUACAUCACUCCAGACUUCAAUAAGCUCCUCCGCUCUGAGGUGUGGCUGGAUGCAGCAACUCAAAUCUUCUUUUCUUACGGACUGGGCCUGGGCUCGCUCAUCGCACUGGGGAGCUACAACCCCUACAACAACGAUGUAUACAAGGACUCCCUCAUAGUGUGCGGUAUCAACUCCUGCACCAGCAUGUUCGCUGGCCUUGUCAUCUUCUCCAUUGUAGGCUUCAUGUCCCAUAUCACUAAGAAACCAGUCGCUGAAUUAGCAGCAUCAGAGUAUCAGUGA